Symbiodinium pilosum is the source of this 1318-nucleotide messenger RNA. Lineage: Eukaryota; Dinophyceae; Suessiales; Symbiodiniaceae. The record is from the annotation of a GenBank genome assembly.
AUGACCUACGGCCUUAAACAAGUUGUGGGCGCCGCGGCCUUGUAUCGUGGUGAUGUCACGAAGAGGCCCGGCUUCUUCGGUACAAAGGUCCCACUUUUUGGCUUGCGUUGGCAUGAACUCGUACUUUGCUCCGGCGUGUUUGAGCCCGGGAAGUGGACCCUCGCUGAUGUCUGGGUCUACACGGUUGGUGCUCAUGCAGCUCACGCACUCGAUUUCUCAGCUGCGCUCCUGUGCUACUUGCUGUUCUAUGCUGAUGGCACUUGGUUGGUGGAAUGCAGGGACUUGCAGAUAGGCUGGGUGUCCAACAUCUUCCUCUACAACCUCGCGUGUGAAAUCUUGAUUUGUGGCUUCUGGCACUACUUCACGUAUGUGUCUGACAUGUACCAGACCUUCAAGAAGCAAGGCAUCAAGUUCAACCCCACCAACCAAUAUGAGCCCAGGACAGGAGAAGCACAUAUGCUCACCUCCGCCACCGGCCAGCUGGAAAGGGAAAUCACUUUCACAACCCUUGGAUGGCUGCAAUCUGCUGCAUGGCAGUGCCUCUUUAUGAACCUCUGGGCAAGGGGCGCCCUUCCGAUGUAUGCCAACUUCUUUGAAUACCCGGUGUACAGUCUCGUCUUACUUUGGUUGGUAGUCUAUUGGCGUGAGAUUCACUUCUACUGUGCUCACCGUGGCAUGCAUCCUUGGUGGGAUAGAGAGAAUGGGCUUCUUAGCGGUGACGUUGGUGCAUUUCUGUACCGGCACGUCCACUCCUUGCACCACAAGUCCUACAACCCGGGCCCCUGGAGUGGAUUGUCGAUGCAUCCAGUGGAGCAUCUCCUUUACUAUUCAUGUGCGACCCUGCCAGCAUUGUUUCUUACCGUCCACCCGCUUCAUUUCUUGUACACCAAGUUUCAUGCAGACAUCGCCCCAAUUGGUGGGCAUUCCGGCAUGGAUGAGCCCCUCGACGGCUCCGACUACCACUACCUUCACCAUGCCAAGUUUGAGUGCAACUAUGGCGUGCCGUUCCCCAUCAACCUUGAUAAGCUCUUUGGUACUUGGGUCGAUUGGCAAGUGUACAAAGAGACUGGCGAAGUGACUUCCAACGACUGGAGUAAACAACAGAUGCACGAGCCAGAUGACAAGCUAACACCCUUGCUUGCGGCUAGCAACAAGCAGAUGUCUCUGGCAGAAGUCGCGACGCAUUGCAAACCAGGAGAUUACUUCAUUGCUCUCUAUGGGCAAGUCAUUGAUGUGUCCAACUUCAUCUCUAAGCAUCCUGGUGGGGAGAAGAUUUUGCAGGCCAAUGCUGGGAAGGAUGUGACGCAGAAGUUUGAAA